Messenger RNA from Rasamsonia emersonii CBS 393.64, 615 nucleotides. Its product is annotated as U2 auxiliary factor small subunit. The record is from RefSeq and is a predicted model, not a curated record. NCBI's taxonomy places the organism in Eukaryota, Fungi, Ascomycota, Eurotiomycetes, Eurotiales, Trichocomaceae. Gene Ontology annotation, cellular component: spliceosomal complex; U2AF complex. The coding region runs from base 1 to 615 and encodes 204 amino acids. Gene Ontology annotation, molecular function: pre-mRNA 3'-splice site binding; metal ion binding. The transcript has 3 exons. Gene Ontology annotation, biological process: mRNA splicing, via spliceosome.
AUGGCGAACUACCUCGCCUCCAUCUUCGGCACCGAGCAGGAUAAGGUCAACUGCUCCUUCUACUACAAGAUCGGCGCCUGUCGCCACGGGGACCGAUGCUCGCGCAAGCAUGUCAAGCCGUCGUACUCGCAGACGAUCCUCAUGCCCAAUCUCUACCAGAACCCGGCGUUCGACCCCAAGAACAAGAUGAACCCGAGCCAGAUCCAGAACCACUUUGAUGCCUUCUACGAGGACAUCUGGUGUGAGAUGUGCAAGUACGGCGAGGUCGAGGAGGUAGUGGUGUGUGACAACAACAAUGAUCAUCUGAUUGGCAAUGUCUACGUACGCUUCAAGUAUGAAGAAGACGCCCAAAAAGCCUGCGACGAGCUGAACUCUCGCUGGUACGCCGCUCGGCCGGUGUAUUGCGAGCUAUCGCCGGUGACAGAUUUCCGCGAAGCGUGUUGUCGCCUGAAUAGUGGCGAGGGGUGUGUGCGCGGCGGGUUCUGUAACUUCAUCCAUCGCAAGGAACCCAGUCCGGAGCUGCAGCGAGAACUGGAGUUGUCGACAAAGAAAUGGCUCAAGCUGCGCGGUCGAGAUGAGCGCAGCGUCUCAUUGAAUGGUGCGAAAAGUCAUUGA